Colletotrichum phormii is the source of this 1581-nucleotide messenger RNA. RefSeq lists its product as uncharacterized. Lineage: Eukaryota; Fungi; Ascomycota; Sordariomycetes; Glomerellales; Glomerellaceae. Bases 1 to 1581 code for a protein of 526 amino acids. The transcript is spliced from 5 exons. The record is from RefSeq and is a predicted model, not a curated record.
AUGGAUGUCUCAAACCUGGAAAAUAUCAUACGAGGCUACGGUAUCGCCAUUGACCGACACACCCUGCAGGCGGCCCUCGACGACCCAGAGCACGGAACUGCCUUUACAGAAUGGGCACGCCUUCACCUCGGCCCCGAAAACCUGCUGUCUAGAGACGAAUUAGCCUUGUACUCAGCCCUGGACAGAUCCGGUCAGGUCGACAAGCUGGUCGAGUCGCAGGAUCUGGCUGCUGUUCAAGCUGUAAGCGAACGCGAGAUACAGACUGCCAUCGAGGAGCUCAACCGGUCAACUGCGGCCAUUGUGAAGCAGACCGAGACCUUGAAGCAGCAGCAGGAUGCCCUGUCGAAGCUAGUCAAGACUCAUUCUAGGGUGGAGGAGGCUCGCUCCGACCUCGUCUUCCAACGGAACCAGAAGCAUGACACUGAGCGUAGGAAGAUGAUGACCACGGUCGAGGAGCUGUCUCAAAGUCUAGAGUACAAGGCGUCAGACCUCGAGCAGCAGUCCAAGGUUUCUGGUAACGGCCUGCAGCAGACUUUGGAUAGUCUGCUUCACUCCGACGACAAGCUUCUGCUGAGUCUCCGCAAACUGGGGCUCGAACUCGAGACCGAGGACCCAGAGGACCGUGAAAACGUGGAGAAGCUUCGUGAGAUCUGCAUGAGGAUGAUCAAAUACACCGUCGAAACGGUCCGCGCAAAGCUCGACAGGCUCUACCUCGAAGCUUUGAGCUCCGCCCACCAAAAUGGCGUGACAUCACACCCGUCAGACGAUGUCAAAACCUCGCAGGAGGAGCUCGAAUCUCUCUACGCAGAGAUCCUUCCCGUGGCUCAAAUGUCGGUGGAGCAGCAGCACCUCGAACCGGCUCUCAAGUCGCUAUCAAGCAAGAACGGACAGUCUCUCCGCCGCUCCGCCGCUGCGGUCAUCUACAUCGACGAAUGCCUAGAUUACCUCCUCGACCACAUGGACCGUCUCUCCACCCGCCUAGAAGCCUACCACUCCCACCAAACAGCAACAUCAAGCCUCCUCACCACAGCCCGCGCAGAACUCUCCACCCCAGUCGCGACGCCAAAGAAGAAGACACCAGCCCAAGACCUCGUCUCCCCCGUCCGCCGCCGCAACACAAACCCCGGAAGAUCACCCACCCGCGACGCAGCCAACCCCCGCCGCCGCCGCUCCUCAGCCUUUGACGAACCGCCCCUCGAAGCCCUCCUCCGCUCCCUCGCCAUCGCCUUUCCCGAGGACGUCACCGACAGCGCGGUCCAGACAGCCGUGUUAUCCGCCACUUUGGCAGAGCGACAGACGAAAGCCCGCGACGUGGCGCGGAAUGCUCAGGAGACGCUUGAGGGUGCCGCCGCGACGCAGCUUGCGGAUUCGAAGCUUGCGAUUCAGUUGCUGCGGGAUAGUCUGCUUGCUGAGAGUCCGUUUGGGGAUGUGAGGCUUGUGGAUGAGGGGAUUGAGGCUUCUAUUGCCGUGUUGGGACAGGAGGUUGAAAAGGUCAAGGAGAGGGUUGAGAGGGUUGAUGCUGGGAAGGCAAGGUUGAGGAGUGAGAGGAAGAGGGAAAUUUUGGAGCGAUGGGGGCAGUAA